Pangasianodon hypophthalmus (striped catfish) is the source of this 2811-nucleotide messenger RNA. RefSeq names its product proline-rich transmembrane protein 2 (gene prrt2). The transcript has 5 exons. NCBI's taxonomy places the organism in Eukaryota, Metazoa, Chordata, Actinopteri, Siluriformes, Pangasiidae. Gene Ontology annotation, cellular component: membrane. The record is from RefSeq and is a predicted model, not a curated record. The coding region runs from base 436 to 1125 and encodes 229 amino acids.
AAACAGUCAGUCAGGCUAAGUCACAAACCGCACACUCCUGUACUACAGAAAUAGUGCGUAAACUCUAGGCACUACUUUGACAGGCUGCUUAGUAAGGGAGUAUGCGAAUUGGGACGCAGCCUUGGUGUCUUCCCCUCCCACCCCCCUGUUUCUCCCAUUCUGUUAGUUGCCUCCCUGGGAUGGAUGCUGGCUUUGUGCAUCUCUUAGUUUCAGAUCUAAUAAUAAUUUUUUUUAAAAAAUAUGCUUGUCGGAGAAAUACGACCACGUGGGAUUUUUUUUUUCUAAUGCAAAUUUAGGGAAUAACAAUUAGAGACAAGAACAAUUACAACAUGAAAUCUGCCAGUGGCUUUAAUUGGAGAAUGUGAAUGAGGUGGAUAUCUUAUCCCUGUUCAAAGCAUCAUCAAUUUGGACAUUCUGACCUCUUUCUCCAUAAAAAUGGACAACCACCAGACACUGACAGACUCAUUGCUUGGACCCCAGGAUAGAGCGCCAUCAGGCAGCCAGACUCCAGGCCCUGUUACAAUUCAGCCAACUGAGACAGCCUUCUCUGCACACAAAUCUGACUCAUUCCCCUGCCUGCAACCUCUCUCUUUGCACCAGCAAGCCCAGGGAGAGGUACAUGAGUCUGGAGAGGUCGUAGUAGUCGUCAAACAGAAGACUGCAAAUGGUCAUGGAGUCUACUCCUCUCCUUCAGAAGCGAAAACAUCAGUUCCCAGACUCUCCUCUCCACCUCGGCGUCAUCAUUCCAUGCCCCAUGCACACCCCCCUCACUUUGGACGCACGCGAAAGGGUAGCAGAUCCAGCUCCAUUGCUUACACAGCAUUCUCCCCACGGCCUUCAAUCUCCCGCCACUCCAGCUUGGCAACCAACCCACCGCUGGAUCGCUCCAAACCCAAAGAUUACCUCAUCCUGGCUAUUAUUGCCUGCUUCUGCCCCGUUUGGCCAAUUAACAUUGUGGGAUUUGUCUACUCUGUCAUGUCCCGCAACAGCUUGGAACAGGGGAAUAUUGAUGGAGCCAUACGGCUGGGCCGGGUAGCUAAGCUACUUUCCAUCGUGUCAAUUGUGGGUGGGGUUAUCAUCAUAGUGGCAUGUGCUGUCAAUUUAUCAAUUAAUGUGAAAUCCUGAGGUGAGCUUUAUCCUCUCAAAUUCAGCUUCGCAUCAGACUACUGACCAGAAGACCAUACCUCUCUCUGGCUAUCUAUCUGUUCCUGUGAUCACAGUUUUAGCUAGGUGGUUAAUAAGUAAGCUGACACCUUGUUCCUCUCUAGCACACUCUAAUUAAUAAUAAUAAUAAUAAUAAUAAUAAUAAUACGCUACACUGAACAUGAAACUCCGCCACAAGAAAUAGAGGAGAAAUGCAUGAAUGUUUGAAUCAGUGUUUGCUGCAGACCAUUUUAGCCAAAAGCACUUGAUGCUCGUGUUGAAAAUGAUGAAGCCCUAAUCCACACACAGUCCACAUUAUGAGAAUAUGGCUUGGUCAGGAUGCACGUUUCAGAUCAGCUGUGAGAAUCGCACUGCGUCAUGCAAAAUUUUAUGAGAAGCUUUUCAUGAGAAAAACGCACCGUAAGUCCUGAGACUUUCCCUUGUCAUGUGAAGAGGAGGAGAAAACACAUUGCACUUUUAGAGUGUAAAAUGAUAUGGCCACAUUGGCAGAUACUGAAACCAGAACUUAAUGUUUUAAUGUGAAAAAUGAAUUGCAUUGCUGGAGUAGAAGCAAAAAGAUGGCAGCUCCUUAAUUAAUACAUAAUUUAUGUAAUUGAAAAAUGUUUUUUAGUUUGUUUUACACAUGUUGAAAAAUAUAUGUUGUAAUUUUUUUAAACUUCUUUAAAUUAAAGUUUUGUUGUUUUUUUUUUUAUUUAACAUAUUUUAAUAAUGUUCACAAAUGACAUUUUGUUCACAAAUUGUAGUAAUGACUGAACAACUUGCCUGAAUUUACAGUAUGUUUUGUCAGGUUAUCUUAUAUUUUGCUUAUAUUUGUUUUUUAGCUUGAUCUGAUUAUCAUAAAUUAUCAUCUUUGUGAUCAUUUAAAACAAUAGUGUCAUAAAUAUGGCCCUUAAAAAUGCAAUAAUACAGUUACAAAAAUUCCACUUUUCUUGAUUUAUUACAAAAUGAAAUAUGUAGCCUGUUUGAUAAAAAAAAAAGGAUGCAAGUGCUUGAAGAAAAUUUGAAAUUUGGGAUGGUUUCAUAGGACACAAUGUCUCCUACAGGUGAAGCACUCAUUGUUGUAUAUUGACUUUAUAUGCUGUGAUUUUUUUUGUACUAAAAGGUAUUGUAGGAUUUACAUAUAAGCACUGUGUAACCUUUAAAUUCAAACUUUCAUCACUCGUGGACUAACAAUGAAACCUCGUGUUUCGUAUUAUGUAUUGCAUUAGCUAGUAAUUAUUAUCCCUUUCCAUACCUGCAGUGGGAAUGUUGGAUUCCUGAUGCAGAUAUAUUAGUGAUUUGGAUUUUCUUUUAAAUAUAUAUUGUGCUAUUUUUAAUUAUAAUGUUGUAAGUAGUUGUCAUUUUAUGAUUUUAUAAUAACAGUAUGAUAUGAAUAGUCACAAAGUUGAUGAAUAGGCUGAUUUCCACAGCUUCAUUUGUUUAACUUACAGUAAUUGUCUGCCCAUGUGGUAGAAUCUUUAUUUCAUUUUAUUUUAUUUUAUUUUAUUUUAAUUUACUUUAUUUUAUUUUAUUGAUUUUUGCAUUGUAUAAAACAAGCAUAUUACAAGCAUGGCACUUAGAUUUGCAUGGUGUUUUUUGUAAGUCCUGUAGCCUUCACAGUGUGUAUCUAAAGGGAAAAGAGAAAUAAACUGUUGUAAAUAUCUGUUA